Messenger RNA from Anopheles aquasalis, 1442 nucleotides. RefSeq names its product CCA tRNA nucleotidyltransferase 1, mitochondrial. Gene Ontology annotation, molecular function: tRNA binding; nucleotidyltransferase activity. Gene Ontology annotation, cellular component: mitochondrion. Lineage: Eukaryota; Metazoa; Arthropoda; Insecta; Diptera; Culicidae. The record is from RefSeq and is a predicted model, not a curated record. Gene Ontology annotation, biological process: tRNA 3'-terminal CCA addition; mitochondrial tRNA 3'-end processing.
AUGGUCGUUGCGCGGCCGGGAUUUUUGGUUCUUGCUCACAAACGCCUUUUUCUCAGCAAUUUUUGGUCUCGUUGCAGUUACUCUACAGCCCAUAAGUACCAGGAUUUUCUAGAGCGCCGUAAAAUGGAAGCAAACGCAAUCGCUCGUCCCGAUCCGGUGUUGAUGAAAAUAGAUACUCCCGAAUUCCAAUCCAUCUUCACGCAGGAACUGAAGGACCUUAUCGCCUUAUUCAAGCGGUACAACUACGAAAUUCGUAUAGCAGGAGGAGCGGUUCGAGACAUCCUGAUGAACAUCAAUCCGAAGGAUGUCGAUAUUGCCACGACGGCAACGCCAACUCAAAUGAAGGAACUAUUUACAACGGAAAACAUCCGGAUGGUGAACAUGAACGGCGAAAAACACGGAACCAUCACACCGCGCAUUAACGACAAGGAGUGCUUCGAGAUAACAACCUUACGUGUGGACGUCGUCACCGAUGGACGCCACGCUGAGGUAGUGCAUACCACAGAUUGGCUUUUGGAUGCGAAUAGGAGAGACCUCACCAUAAACUCUAUGUUUCUCGGAUUCGAUGGAACGCUUUAUGAUUACUUCUACGGAUACGAAGACCUACAGAAGCGGCGCGUAGCAUUUGUGGGUGAUCCAGAUAAGCGCAUCAAAGAGGACUACCUUCGCAUCCUUCGCUAUUUUCGAUUCUACGGGCGGAUAGCAGAAUGCGCCAACCGGCACGAUGCCGAAACGUUGCGUAUCAUCACCACCAAUGCUACUGGGCUUGCCAAAAUCAGUGGCGAAAGGAUUUGGCAAGAGUGGAAAAAGAUUCUUACCGGCAACUUCGGUACCGAGUUGACCACCGAGAUGAUCAAGUGCGAUCUCGCGGUGCACUGCGGCCUACCAGAAACACCAAAUGUAGACGAAUUCACGCGUGUAUCUGCAAACGUGCGGUCCUUUGGUGGAAAGCUGGAACCGAUGACACUCGUGGCCGCUUUGCUUCACACACAGGAAGAUGCCAUUCACCUUAACAGUCGAUUGAAGCUGACCGUUUUCGAACGUGAGCUAAUCUACUUUAUUACACAAAAUCGGGAUGAAGCUGCCACCAUCGAGGAGCUACGCCCCUUUCAACAGCUAUGUCUACGGACGAUCGGGAACGCAAAGCUUAAGAAAGAGUACGUGCUGGAACUUUUGAAGUAUCUCGGUAAACGCGACAUGCACCGUAAACUGUUCGAAUGGCCGUUGCCCGUGUUUCCGGUGAAAGGACAUGUCCUGCUAGCAAACGGAGCACCGAAGGGUCCGAAGCUUGGUCUAGUGAUGGAUCGGUUGAAGGUGAUAUGGUCCAACAAUGAAUACAAUAUGUCCGAGGAGGAAAUAUUGAAACAUCUACCCGCUGUGCUAGAAGAAAUUGAAAAACCGAAAUAGAAUUCUGAAUACAACUUUUGAAUCGAUUGCUACUA